AUGACAGCAGACAAGUUCUCGGCGUUGCGAAAGGAACUGGUCAAGGGACGUCUGCUAGUCCCUGGAGACGAUGGAUAUGAAGCUAGCCUCCAGCGAUGGAGUCUUACCUGUGUCAAACCAGCUGCAGCAGUAGCUCAGCCCACAACCGCCGAGGAAGCGAGCGCAGUCGUCAAAUUCGCAACGGCCAAUGGCAUCAAAUUCAAUGUCAAGGGCGGCGGCCACAGCACCUCGCAAUCCUCCAGCGCCCCCUCCCCCGAGGGCAUAGUCCUAGACUUGGCUCUUAUGAGGGACGUCUCGGUAGAUGCAGCCGCCCAGACCGUCUCAUUUGGAGGAGGCUGUCUUUGGGAAGACGUUGAUGAUGCCCUUUGGCCCCACGGAUUGGCGACCGUUGGAGGCACCGUCUCGCACACGGGUGUUGGCGGACUGAUUCUGCACGGAGGAUAUGGCGUCUUGUCCGGCCUCCACGGGCUGGCUAUCGACCAGCUGAUCUCUUGCCAAGUUGUGCUAGCAGACGGGAGCAUCGUUACCGCAUCUCAAUCCGAGAACCCCGACCUCUUCUGGGCUCUACGGGGUGCCGGCAGCAGCUUUGGUGUUGUGACUCAGUUCACCAGCAGAGCAUUUCCACAGGGUGAGAUCUGGGGUGGCCUCGUCAUCUUGGCCAAAGACAAGCUCCCUGCCGUGGUCGAUUUCCUCAACAAGUGGGAGGAAACCAAUGAUGGGAACCAGGUCUUCAUCGCCGGCUUCACCCAUGCCCCUCCAGGCCCGGAUCCAGAGGGCCCUCGUCCCCUGGUGACCAUCGUGCAGAUGGCCCACGUUGGACCCAAUGCCGUCGAGGAUGGACCCAAAUACUUUGCCCCAGUGUUGGAGCUCGAUGCGCUCACGAAGCAGACUGGGCCUAUGCCCUAUCCCUCGGUCAACAAGAGCGGAGACGCCAUGUUUGCUGCAGGUGGCCGAUACAUGUUUGGUGGCAGCAACUUCACCCUCCCUCUCAAGUUGUCAACGGCUGAGGCAAUCCGCGAUCGUUUCGAGGCCUUCAUCGACGAGAACCCCAGCGCCAAGGGUAGCAUGGUAGUCCUCGAAUGCACUCCCCACGGCAAGAUUCGAUCCGUCCCCAUCGAGUCAACAGCCUUUAACUCGCGAGGCAACUACUACAACAUCGGCAUCGUGUGGAAGUGGGAGGAUGAAAGUCUGGACAAGAAGAUCCGCGCGUUCAACCGCGAAUACCAGAAGGCGGCCCGUGACCUUGGCUACAACGACGCCAGCCUCAAGGACGGCGUGGGAAACUACAUCAACUACGUUAGUACUGACGCUGUCUCGGCAGAGAAUGCAUUCGGGACAAAUGCUAGACGGCUGAGGGCGCUGAAGAAGCAAUAUGAUGCCGAUAACGUCUUUGACAAGCUGUGGAAGCUGUUGGGAGAGGUUGAGGAGCAAUGGGUGGCCUAG
This is a messenger RNA of Fusarium keratoplasticum, 1443 nucleotides long. Its product is annotated as FAD-binding PCMH-type domain-containing protein. The coding region runs from base 1 to 1443 and encodes 480 amino acids. The record is from RefSeq and is a predicted model, not a curated record. Gene Ontology annotation, molecular function: FAD binding; oxidoreductase activity. NCBI's taxonomy places the organism in Eukaryota, Fungi, Ascomycota, Sordariomycetes, Hypocreales, Nectriaceae. The transcript has 2 exons.